Messenger RNA from Cuscuta epithymum, 2452 nucleotides. The record is from the annotation of a GenBank genome assembly. Lineage: Eukaryota; Viridiplantae; Streptophyta; Magnoliopsida; Solanales; Convolvulaceae.
ACAUCGAGUGGAUUGUUAAUUAGGAAAAGGAAGAAGUGACAAAAUGGAAGUGGUGAAAAUAAGUCUAGGGCAGAAAUGGGAUAGAUCCAGCAUUUUAGUUCCUUCCCUGUAUAGGACACUUAGUACAUUGGGUUCCCAGAUAUUGAAAUCUCCUUCUCUAGUUUCCCUUGAUCAUCCCGAUGACUGGUCUCAAUCUCAUGCUGUUAGACAUCCUGGCGGCAGUGCAUCCCCUUCUCAAAAACGUUCUGCUAAGCAGCUUAAACGUAUAUGUGUGGAGUCUAUAGACAUAUAUAACUCCUUUUCAUUUUAUGUUUUUGUAAAAGGUCUCCCUAUUACUUUUGUCACUCACAUGCUAUGCUUUGAUUAUUUGAAAAUGUUGAGCUAGGUUGUUUAUUGAUUGAUUAGAUAUGAUCUGAUUUAUAUCAUUUGUACUCUAUCGUUGAAAUUGAUUGAAUUUCGUUUCUGAGAUAGAUUUUCGUAUACAGAAAAGGAGACAGCUAGAAUCAUUGACGGAAAGUCAGUUGCUGAGGAAAUUAGAUUAGGAAUAGCUAAUGAAGUUAGCCAAAUGAAAGAAUCCAUAGGGAGGGUUCCUAGCUUAGGUGUGAUAUUGGUAGGACAAAGAAGAGACUCCCUUGCCUAUGUGCGUAACAAAAUUACGGCUUGCAAAGAAGUUGGUUUCAAAUUUUCAUUGAACCAUCUGUCUGAGAACUGCAGAGAAGAUGAAAUCUGUGAUAAGUUAUCAAGACUCAAUGAGGAUCCUUCGGUUCACGGUAUUCUUGUUCAACUUCCUUUGCCACAGGUAAGAAUUGACCGUUUCAUAUUAGAGUUUGACUUUCAUAAUAGAAGUUCAAUACCAUACGAGAAGUAGCCAUAUUAUUAUAUGUUAGCUUAUUGUUUUAUAUUUAACUAAUGUGGGUCAAAUACCUCAAAAUAAUCGGACUGGACAACUUGAAUACUUGAUGGAUCCUCAGCCCAAACCGCCCAAACUGGGUUGGACAACUUAAUGUGGAUAAAUGUGCCAAAUUGACCCCUCACGUGCUACCCAAACUAUGAGUGGUGAAAAAAUUAAAUAGGAAGAGUAUCAUACAAUCUUAUAUGUUGCUUUAUUAUUUUAUAUUGAGGCAAUGUGAGACAGAUAAUUCAACAUUCAUGUAAAUCUAAGCAAAUGAUUUGGACCUGAGUUUUUUUUCCAACAAUAAGCAUUGUCAUUCAACUAUUCAAGACUGAGUCUUUUGUAUAUUUUAUUUAGACUUGAUGUCUUAUGUUAUAUAUGUGGGGUCUUUUUCUCAGAUAUUCUAUUUCUUAGCAAGUACCCUUUAAAUGAGGGUGUGAGAGCUGCCCUCUUCUUGGGUGAUUGCAGCAUUCCUGAAACUUCCCCUAUGCUUUUUCCGGCACAUAGCCUUUGUCUUCUACUAGAAAGUCAGGGGCAAAGAAAGUUUCAGUGAAAGAUUCAGGGAAUAAUAUUGAUUCGACAAAAUACCCUUCAACUGAGAAGGUAGGAGCUACUGCACUAAUUCUCUUGAAAGAUGAUUUCAGCAUUUACUGAAACAUGCCCUAAUCCUUUCCUUUCCCAUCAUAGACUAUCUCCUUCUAAGAAGCUUAAUAUGAAGCAGUUCUAAAGAUGAACUUUUUUUGUUCAUGAGUUGUGGUUGUACUGUUUAAUGGCUAUUGACUAUAGGUUGAUAAGUGAAUUUGAACAGAAUUUGGACAAUGAAAAGAUACUGAAUAUGCUAAGCAUAGAAAAGGAUGUGGAUGGCUUCCAUCCGCAGAACAUGGGAAACUUGGCCAUACAAGGUAAAGAACCGUUGUUCAUACCCUGUACUCCUAAAGGCUGCAUUGAGCUGCUUCUUAGGUCUGAUGUUGAAAUAAUGGGGAAGAAGGCUGUGAUGAUUGGAAGAAGCAAUAUUGUUGGAUUGCCCAUGUUUUUGCUCUUGCAGAGGCAUCAUGCAACGGUUACCAUUGUCCAUGCAUUUUCGAACAAUCCAGAUGUUGUUGCCCGGGAAGCUGAUAUUUUAAUAGCUGCAGCAGGGGUACCUAAUUUAGUUCGGGGCAGUUGGUUAAAGCCCGGUGCAGUUGUUGUUGAUGUUGGCACUAACCCAAUAGAGGAUGAAGAGAGUGAGCAUGGUUACAGGCUGAUUGGCGAUGUUUGCUUUGAAGAAGCAGUAAGAGUAGCUUCUGCAAUAACUCCCGUGCCUGGAGGAGUGGGUCCCAUGACAGUUGCAAUGCUGCUUUUCAACACACUUCAAGCAGCAAAACGUGUUCUUAGGUUCCCUUGAUUCAAAACUAAUUUAUAGUUUGAGUUUGUGUAGUUCUGUUUGAACACAACUUUUUAUUGACAGUCUUUGGCAGAUCCCAAAAUCUUUUGGGAUUAAGGCUUGAAUGUUGUUGUUGUUUGUAGUCUUUUGCAGAUCGUUUUUGGUGUUCAAUGAAAAGUUCUUUCUUUGGGAAAAAA